Messenger RNA from Megalops cyprinoides (Indo-Pacific tarpon), 2040 nucleotides. Its product is annotated as tetraspanin-7-like. The coding region runs from base 81 to 836 and encodes 251 amino acids. The record is from RefSeq and is a predicted model, not a curated record. Gene Ontology annotation, cellular component: membrane. Lineage: Eukaryota; Metazoa; Chordata; Actinopteri; Elopiformes; Megalopidae. The transcript is spliced from 8 exons.
GAAAGACGUUGCUGUGUAAAGUUGGGAGUUUUCCCUGAAACUGCGAAAUUGUAAUUAACACUUCACCAGAAUCUGCCAGCAUGACUUCUCCAUCUAGGAGGCUACAGACCAAACCUGUUAUAACAUGUCUGAAGACCUUCCUCAUCUCGUAUAGCCUCAUAUUUUGGUUCACAGGGGUCAUCCUGCUGGCAGUUGGCGUAUGGGGGAAGGUGAGCCUUGAAGCCUACUUGUCCUUGGCCACAGAAGAAAGCACCAACGCCCCCUAUGUCCUCAUCGGAACCGGCGCCAUCAUCGUCAUCUUCGGCUUGUUCGGCUGUUUUGCCACCUGCCGUGGUAGUCCCUGGAUGCUCAAGCUGUAUGCCAUGUUCCUGACCUUGGUAUUCUUUGCUGAACUUGUGGCAGGCAUCUCUGGUUUCCUCUUCAGACAUGAGAUAAAAGGUACAUUAGAAAAAACAUACAAAAAUGCUGUACAGACGUACAACAGCACCAGCCCUCAAAGCAAAGCAGUCGACACCAUCCAGACAAAUCUACAGUGCUGUGGGGUGAAGAGCUACACAGACUGGGCAAGCACGGAAUACUUCAGAGAGCACGGCAUUCCCAUGAGCUGCUGCAACAGGACCAGCAACUGCACCCCCGACGUCCUCAAAGACAUGGACAAGGCUGCCGCAGAGGUUUACAGUACGGGCUGUUUCUCACUGUUGACUAAUGUGAUGGAGUCCAACCUGGGAAUUAUAGCUGGGAUCUCCUUUGGCAUAGCUUUCUUCCAGCUCAUUGGAAUCUUCCUGGCUUGCUGCUUGUCCCGGACCAUUACAAACAACCAGUAUGAGAUGGUCUAGCAGUACCCGGCCGCAGGGUACCGACAGAAUCAGCUCCGGCUGGAAGCUGCCUUAACGGGAACCCCUCUUCUUCUACAUGUGUUUUCCUUAGGCAUUUCAUUUUAAGAAAACUUGCUGCUUUCUAAGACCAUACCUGAUUUCUCAAUUACUUCUAUAAUGAAGGGAAAAAAAACAGAUAAUUACUAUAAAGAUCAGAUUUUUUUGUGGAGUUCUCUGUAGUACAUCUGUGUACUACGUGUGCAUGUGUCAUUUCUGCAAGGCGCUUUUAUUUAGUGCCGGACUUUUGAAAUUGAACUAAUUUUUGACUGAAGCUGUAUUUAAAGUCACUUUUCUCUAAGCUUUCUCAAAAACAGUGUCACAAAAAACAUGAGAAUGGUUUUGUUCUCAGUGCCACACAGUUUGGUGGUUUGACUUUUGACUCAUUUUUCUUUUUAAAAAUGCCCUUUCUGUUAAUGGGCUGCCUUGUGAUAUGAUAUAAGCUUAAGGAGCCAUGCAUUUCACUUGCACCACAGUAAUGAUUUUCCCACACAGCAAUGUGAAAACACCAGCAAACCACCUCUCUCUCUCUGAAGUCAGCCCUGCAUGUUAAGAUUAGAAAUGAAAGGACAUAAAGGGAAAAGAAAGCCGUGUUGAGGCUGUUAAAUGUUUUUAAGGGAAGCAAAUUAAUGUGCCAUAAACUGGUGGUCAGUAUGUGCCUGUUUUGCUGUCACUGUAGUUGCAGGGGCUGUUUUAUUUUUCAUAUAAAUGCAAAAUGUAAUUUUCUCAGGUUCCAUUUUAAUUGAAAGUGGGAUUUACAACAGCAAUUGAAACCGGAUGACCCUAGCCUCGUCUCCAUGGCGAUGAGAGUGCAGAUAGAGGGGUGGACAUUGGUUAUUUUGUACUUCAUUUGCAACAUGUGCCAUUUGAGUACUGUACAGUGGUUGCAGUACACAUUUUAUGUUGUUUAUUUUAUUGUUCUGACAUUGUUCUUCAGUGUAAUAGCUUUAGAUGAAAAACCAACAGGGUGUAUGUUAUUGGUAGAAAAUCAUAAACAUGGCAAAAAUGGCGUGAAGAGAGCAUACUACCUGUUAACCCCGAUUUGAAAUAAAGGGAAUUGUCAAAGUAAAAAUGUAAUUUAUAACUAAUCGUGCUAACUUUAUUCAUUGUUGGCUUCAACAUUUCUGGUUACAUUCCAUUUUCGUCUAUGUGGACAAAAAGAAACAAC